Molecule: messenger RNA, 711 nt
Organism: Caenorhabditis bovis
Lineage: Eukaryota; Metazoa; Nematoda; Chromadorea; Rhabditida; Rhabditidae
Source: the annotation of a GenBank genome assembly
AUGAGCUCGGUUAUCGUUUCUUCAUCGUUAAACAUUGAUGAAGAUGAGCACAAUGAAUUUCGAAUGCAUUGGAAGAUGUUAAUCAGUGAGGUUGCAAAAUUUCAAACAAGUCAAGACAAAGAUGGUUCAAUUCGGCGAACGAUUCAACCAAUCAGCAAAACAAUAUGCGCGUUCUUGAAUACCGAUGGCGGCCGGGUUUUUAUUGGGAUCGACGAAUUCCAAAAAAUCAAGGGUGUUAACAUGUCAAGAAACAUGCUUGAUCAUUUCUUCGGCUCUCUAAGACAAAUGUGUGAUCAUUUCAAGCCAUUUAAUCCAUUAAACCGUAUCAAGGUGACGGUAAUGACUGUUCAUAAGAUAACCGAAGAUAAAAUUAAGCUAAAAAGGGUUAAUCUGGAAAAAUACACUGAAGAGGAGAAAAUGAUUCUGAUGCCCUAUCACGAAAUCGGAUCGACAUUUUGUGAAUGUUUCAAGGAACCUUUCACUCACGAAUAUCUCAUAGUUAUCAAUGUGUCUGCUCCUCGUCCUGACGAGAAUACUGUGAUAUUCCAGAACGAGGAAGGAUUGGCUUAUAGGAGACGUCUCGCGUCCAACAAAUGCGUCUACUUUGACGACAUUCGAAGAAUUCUCAAAGAGCGCGAUGUUGUUCGGGAUUUGCAUGACGAGGUUCGCAAGGAAAUCGACAGAUUCAUUAACAUCCGAAGUCUCGUGUAA